CGGCAGAGUUUGUACAAUGGAAGACUUCACCAUACCUCACGAUUCUGCCAAAAACUGCAACCUAUCAGUAAUCGAGGAUGAAAAAGACAAGGUGAAAGACUUUGUUUACAAGCAUUUCAGAGAAGUGACGGAUGGACCUCUUUUCAAUCAUGCAGGAGAAUCUCCCGUAAAGGAGAACAGGACUUCCACUAAGAGAGACAAACAGACUCUCAAGGCCCACUGUAAAGUUCAACAAAGGGCUGUUUUCUCUGGAAAAAUUUUGAGUUUUGGAUGUUCGAUGUGUAAAGAUAAUUUCACUUUCAGUCCCAAUGACCUUCUGAAACAUUUCCGAGUAGCUCACCAAGGAUGCCUUCCUACCUACCCAUGUGAUCUGUGUGAUUUUGUCACUAAUGAGUUCCCUGCUCUUCAGCGCCAUCGAAUCGAGCACAGGAACACUUUAGUUCCAUGUGAACUGUGCAACAAUAACAUCCAGUACUCACUUCUGCUGCUCACCAGACACUACAUGAUGUGUCACAGUGUAAACGGACAGUUCAGGUGUGACUGGUGUGAGUUCACCACCGUCGAUGCAGGAACGUUUGUCCAGCACAUCCAUCAUCACAACGAGAGUCACUGGAAGUGUUCAAAAUGCAGACAUAUUAGUUUGAAUGAGGAGGAUCACCAGAAUCACAUGAAAGCCCACUCAGGAAUGUUCCCUUUCACUUGUCAGGUUUGUGGGUUUGGAGCAGCAAAGAGUGAGUUCCUUAAAAAACACUCGGCAACUGUUCAUAAAGAGGAGGCUGGAAGAAGGAACCCGUGGAAGGCUGCUGAAGACACUUCUGCACCGGCUAAUCCUUCAACCAACUUCAAAAUGUUUAAAAGAAGUUGUGAAUCACUGGAGGCUCAGAGGAUGUCCAGACUGAACAACCUCACUGGGACUGUACCAAACCAGAAUGGCAGACUCGUGAAACCAGACCUACUCCUGGAGGAAGCCAGCUACAUCCUGGAUGGGAGUGUUGGGAAGAAGGACAGCAGAGGUAGCAGCAAAAGUUCCCAGAACUCAGACCAGUCGACAUCGUACAUGCUGCAGGAAUGUGACAACUCCUUAAGCUCCAGUCCUGGAAGUCACACCAACACCAAUGGCCUCACAGUUCUCAUGGUAAAAAACAAAAUCUCUCUUCCCCCUCACUGCACAACCAAAGUCAUGGGAUUCAAGAUGGUGGAUGGUAAAAAACAUUUGGUUCUCAAAGUAAUUCCAGCAGUGAAGCAGGACUUGCCCACUCAGAACCAUUCCACAGCUGACAGUGCUUGUCCGUUGGUGUUAAAUCUGGCCCUGGAUAAAAGUAAAGCCUCUGGUGAGAACGGACAAUGCUCUGAUAGCAGGAGCUCAGCGUCACACUGCUUAGCUGAUUCCCCAACGACUGGCUCCUGCAUUCAGAUGGAUCAGGAUGAUAUUAUGGCAGUAAAGGUGAAGAUUGAGGAGGAGGAAACUUCUGUGUGCAACUUUUUUCCCUCUCCACACACAGGUGAUGAUGGGGAACAAAGCAGCAUCUUACUGAAUCCAUCUCUGACCUCUGCAGAUAUGUCAGAUCCAGUUAGAAACCAACUGGGUUGUGUGGGUGAUCAGACUCACUCCGAUGAAGUAGAGGGGGAUAACUUUGAUUCUAAAACCUGUAAAACUGAUGCAGCCAGCUGUAGUACUUUUGAAAUGAGUAGUACUACAACAGUAUGUGAUCAGGCCACUAGUUUAUCCUCCACUUCAGGUGUUCAAGAAACAAAUGAGUCCAAAUCAGUCUUCACUAAAAGUGUCUGUGGGUCUUUCGAAGGGUCACCAACCGAUGGGGAGAAAAGGAAAGGGAACGGUGUGUUUAGCUCCAUGGAUAUCAUCCCAUCUCUUCUGGUUACUCCAGAGGAAACUGAUGGUAUUAGCAUUGAUAUUAAAGCUAGAAAUGUCCAGCAGAAUGUAAAUGAUGUGAAACCUACACAGCCAUGCCCGUCCUCAGCCGCCUGCAGCAGAGACGGUGCCAUUAGCACAGGAAAUAUCCCAAACCAGGAAGUAUUCGCCUUUCACAACUAUUCCAAGGAAACAUUUAGCACUUUAGCGAAUACAAUCCAGACCUCUGACUCUAACUCCGAACACUCUGAAGAUGAGAAAACCCCCUGUGAAUCCUCCGAGUUUAGCCUGACCUUAGCAGAGUCUCCAGAACAUUUCACAGAGAGUCCAGACGUUGUGGUUGAGUACAAAGCCGGUGUGGACAACGCUCCCACUGAGCAAAAUGUAGAUUCAGAGCUCCAAGAUUUCAAUAUCAUCAAAAUAGAGGAGGACAGCAUUCCCAUUUCCAUGAAACAAUCCAAAACAAAAAGUAGUUCAGCACAAAGUGAGAAUGUUGUGGAGGAACAUUCAGAUGAAACUAUUCAACAAAAACUAAACAAGGAAGGAACAGAGGCUUCGGUGGAAAGCAGCAGAUCUUUAAAGCAGACUAAGACGGCUCUGAGAAUCCUACAGUUACCUGAGGGUAAGCAGCCGGUUCUGCUGAGGGCGGCUGAGAACCGUUUUGCUCUGCCGCUGCAAGUUAAAGCCACUCCUGGUUUCAAACUCUUAACCAACUCUACAAACCCUCAAAUCAAAGUAUCGAACAUGAAACCAGGAUUGGAUCAAUCAGCAUCUGGCCUGACUCGGACUCCUAACACUAAGUUGAUGGGGGUACCAAAAGCAAAGCCACAGCUAGUGGAGAAGGGGAAAACUCUUUUCUCUGCUUUUAAACCAGGCAUUCACACCUCCUCCAACCAUUACCUAAUCAAUAGUUCAGGCCUUAAGGGUCCUGUGCUCCUUUCACCACAUGCUACACCUACAGAAAAAACCGCAAAAACGCCACAAAUGUGCUACCUGGUGCAAAGAUCCGUCCCUCUUACUCAGACCCAGACUACGCCUGCCAUCAAACUGGCGAGUACUCCAUUCCCACUGAACUCUAGACCAGUUCUGGCCAUGCCUGUGAGUUCUGCAGAGAAAGCCAGCACCCUGCAGACUGGUCGCCAGGCGUUUCUGCUCCGAUACAUCUCGCCACACAAAUCAGGCCUGUUACUAAACAACCAAGAGACAAAAAGUGGACCUGUCAGUAACCAAACCAGCGAAAGCUCUGUAAAUAAAGUCAUAUUAAAGAUCGUCACCCCCACUGGCAGCAUUCUGACUAGUGCAGCUCCCACGUCCAACAACCAGCCCCUGUUUUUGGCCACCAGACCUCAGACCAAGUGCUUCCUGGUGUCGUCAAACAAAAACAAUGCUGCUGCUUCUAGUGGAAUAAAGAAAUUGCUCAGCAUCCAGAACACUGUACAGAGAGAUGUGAAAACCCCUAACGCUCCUCCGUCUCAUGUGAGUGUAAAGCUGCAGCCCUGUGAAGCAGAGAAACUUAGCUUAGCUCCAAGGCCGGUGAGGCCUCCAAGCCAAAGGAAAAGGCGCAGGAAAGCAUUGUUUGACGAGCUUCCAGUCACAGUACAAAAAGUUAGAAGACUCUCAAAUAAAGUCCAGACUGAGAGAGAGACUUCUGCGAUGUGGAGGCCGGUCACCAAAGAGGUGGAGAGAACACUGAGACUUUCCCCGUUCAGCCCGGAGCAGCGGGUCAAAUGUCCUCGUAGAUACCAGCCAGUAGUCGUCCUCAAUCACCCCGAUGCUGACAUUCCUGAGGUGGCCAACAUCAUGAAGGUGGUCAACAGGUACGAAGGGGCGGUCACAAAGGUCGCUCUGUGCCAAAAAACUGUCCAAGCCUUGUCGGACCUUGGUACUGUAGGGAAUAAUUCACCAACCAAAAACGCGUGGUGUGCUAGCAACAGUCCAAGACCAGUUCAGAGCUCUGUUCAGGAACGCUUCCUUCUCAAACUCAAGCUGAGGAAAAAAAGCAAGAAGAAAUAUGAGGUGGUGAAGAUGUUGUCGGGUGGCAGUCCGGGAUCAGCCGUGUUUGACUGCUGGUUCUGUGGUCGGCUUUUCAACAACCAGGAGGACUGGGUCGGUCACGGCCAGAGGCAUCUGAUGGAGGCCACCAGAGACUGGAACAAACUGUUCUGAGAGUUUUCCCUUUAAACGGGCUGGUCCUUACUCCCGCCAAGGUGGAACGCUCCUCGAUGUUUGGUUUCUGUUCCUGUACAUAUGAAGUAAAACCUACUUUUAUCUUGAAAUAGGUGCAUAUUGUGGAAAAUUUUGUACUGCAAACAUGAUGUGUGUCAUGCAUGCUCAUGUCAGAUUUUACUGUGAACAUGGUACACUGUAAAAGCCCGUUCAUGCUGGACGCAGGAGACGGAGACGAAAAUGUCCUUCUGUCUAUCCGUCUUCUGCGUCCAGCAUAAAUGGGCCUUAAGUUGGGGUUGGGGAUCGGAGCAAAGCUUAGAUUAUGUUACUCAGGUAAUUUCAUAAUAAUCUUGUCUUUUUUAAUCAAAAAUUGAAAAGGAAAAAAAAUCAAAGGUCUAGUUUAGGAGCUGGUGUAUAUUUUAUUAUCCUACACAUGUAUAGUUAGCUAUAAAAGUUUCAACAAACUCAUUUCUUUGUGAAAAAUAAUGUUCUGGUCUAAUUUCCUUUCUUUUUUUAUAAUGGAAUCAAAGCAGGUGUGUUUUUCUGUUGCUGGUUCAUUUUUCUUUUUAUGUCUGGGUUUUAUCGCCCUGCGACUUCCCUCGGUUCAGUCUGUUCCAGCAGGAAGCCACAUGAAAGCUUCUCUGGUAGACUAAAGAUGGAUCCACUCACCCUAUGCACUUUCAGUUUGACAUGAUUCCUGUUUUGGAGCUUGGUUUGUUUGUGGCUCAUGUUAGUAAUUGAUGAGCUGUAAUGACCUCUGGCAUGUCAGCAGACGGCUGUGUGUGAUGCUCCAUGGCGUAGCAUCCACACCCACCGGUUCAGCAUUAUUUCCUUUUAUAGGCCUUUGACAAAGACUGAGAGCUGACAUUGAAAUUACUUUUUCAGCGUGGAGAGCCCUUCCAGCAUCUGGAGGGUUGAAAUGAGGUUUUGUGUCCACUUGGUUGUGUUAGUUUUGGCCUGAGACACCCAUGUGUUGGCAUGACCUCUGGUUUCUAGACAUCACAUGAUUCUUCUCUCAAGUUAAAUAUGUUUGUAGUUUUCUCAAUAAAACAAGCUGUUGGUGCAGA
This is a messenger RNA of Melanotaenia boesemani (Boeseman's rainbowfish), 5103 nucleotides long. RefSeq names its product zinc finger protein 518A. The record is from RefSeq and is a predicted model, not a curated record. Gene Ontology annotation, cellular component: chromosome. Bases 17 to 4036 code for a protein of 1339 amino acids. Gene Ontology annotation, biological process: regulation of transcription by RNA polymerase II. The transcript has a single exon. Gene Ontology annotation, molecular function: chromatin insulator sequence binding. Lineage: Eukaryota; Metazoa; Chordata; Actinopteri; Atheriniformes; Melanotaeniidae.